AUGAGCCAAACAGAUUUGCAUAAACAUUUAAUCCAUUGUACAUUAACUAUAAAUUCCACCACCUUAUACACAUACGAAAACUCCAAUCUAGUACAUCUUGUAAACAGCAGUAAUGUCAAUUGCUCUGAAAUAGUUUCACAGGAGUUGGGUUUAAUCAAUGCGUCUAAAACAUUAAUUGGAUCAAUACCAAUUUCUUCAAGCAAUAGUAUAAAGCUCUCAAUGUAUUUCAUGAAAAAAUUGCUAGCAAACCAAGAUGGGAGCCGUGACUUGAUAACUGUUGUCGCUAUUGUCCAUGUUCAUGCCAACAAAACAUUGGUGUUGAAUAUCUUAAAGAAUAUAAUGGAUAAAUAUAUCGAAUAUAAACGAGAAUUAGAAUCCAACAAACCAGUUUCAGGACAACCGUCUAAAACGAAAUUGGGAGAAUUCAAAUUGUACAUGAACCAAAUAAUAAAAUAUGAAGAAAUGAACUAUGAUUCUAACGAACAUGUAUACAAUUAUGGCUCUACCAAUGAAAAUAAUGAAGAAGGGCAUCCUGCAGAUCAAAUCAAUCCAAACCAAUUGUUAUUGGCUAACGAAGAAGUUGACGAAGUGAGACUGUUGAUGUUGGAAAAUAUAAAUAAACUAUUGAGCAGAGGUGAUAAAAUCAACUCGUUAGUUGAUCAAACUGAUAGAUUGAAUACGUCAUCUCUGGUGUUCCAAAAAAGAGCUCAGCAGAUAAAGAGGAAAAUGUGGUUUAUGAAAACAAAGUUUCUAUUAUCUAUUAGUGGUGGUGUAUUGUUGAUUUUGUAUUUGUUUAUUGGGUCGGAAUGUGGGUUCCCAGCAUUUUCUCAUUGCAUUAGAAAUUGA
Molecule: messenger RNA, 846 nt
Organism: Candida dubliniensis CD36
Lineage: Eukaryota; Fungi; Ascomycota; Pichiomycetes; Serinales; Debaryomycetaceae
Exons: 2
Coding region: 1-846 (281 amino acids)
Biological process (GO): vesicle-mediated transport
Cellular component (GO): membrane
Source: RefSeq, a predicted model, not a curated record